This is a messenger RNA of Drosophila serrata, 1465 nucleotides long. RefSeq names its product Gustatory receptor 64f (gene Gr64f). Gene Ontology annotation, cellular component: membrane. Lineage: Eukaryota; Metazoa; Arthropoda; Insecta; Diptera; Drosophilidae. Gene Ontology annotation, biological process: detection of chemical stimulus involved in sensory perception of taste; sensory perception of sweet taste. Gene Ontology annotation, molecular function: sweet taste receptor activity. The record is from RefSeq and is a predicted model, not a curated record.
GUCGAGCACCAAACAUGGCCAGGACCACUGGAGAUGCGGCUAAGCGGCGGAGGUUCAUCGCUCGCAUCAAGUUCUGGCGAAGAUCACGCGUGGGAAGCGAUGUCACCCUGGGCAUCCUCAAGUACAAAGUGGUCUCUAAGCCAAGUAAACGUUUUCAAUUCGCAAAAAUAAAAUCUUUUCUGCGACGUAUUAGAAGAUCAGAGGAUUACAAGUACAGUGGGUCUUUCCAAGAAGCUAUAAAGCCAGUCCUCAUCAUCGCUCAGAUCUUUGCCCUAAUGCCAGUUCGCGGUGUCAGCUCCAAGUUCGCCGAGGAUUUGGCCUUUGCGUGGUCCAGUGCCCGCACCUACUAUGCCCUGAUCACUAUCGUUUGCUUUGGAGUGGUCUCCGGUUACCUGGUGGUCUUUGUAACAAAUGUGACUUUUAAUUUUGAUUCGGUGGAGACUCUGAUCUUCUACUUGUCCAUAUUUCUCAUCUCGUUGGCGUUUUUACAAUUGGCCAGAAAGUGGCCUGCUGUUGCCCAGGAGUGGCAACUAGUGGAGGCCAAGUUACCACCUCUGAAAUCGGUCAAGGAGCGCCGAGCCCUGUCGCUGCACAUCAAGUGGAUUACAAUUGUGGCUACCACAUGCUCGCUGGUGGAACACAUGAUGAGCAUGCUGAGCAUGGGUUACUACGUCAACUUCUGCCCAAAGAUACCGGGACAUCCAAUCGAUAGUUUUCUGUACUUGAACUUUUCCUCAGUGUUCUACUUUGUGGACUACACUCUCUUCAUUGGACUAUUGGGAAAAGUUAUUAAUAUUUUGAGCACAUUUGCUUGGAAUUUCAACGACAUCUUCGUGAUGGCGGUCAGUGUGGCUCUGGCUGCCCGUUUUCGUCAACUGAAUGAUUAUAUGCAGCGAGAGGCGAGACUACCCACCAGCGUAGACCACUGGAUGCAGUGUCGUGUCAACUUUCGGAAUCUCUGCAAACUCUGCGAAGUGGUGGACGAUGCCAUAUCCACCAUUACCAUGCUGUGCUUCACCAAUAAUUUAUAUUUUAUCUGCGGCAAAAUCUUAAAGAGCAUGCAGACAAAACCUUCGGUGUCGCAUACCCUGUACUUCUGGUUCUCCCUGAUCUAUCUACUUGGCCGCACUUUAAUCCUGUCCCUUUAUAGUUCAAGUAUUAAUGACGAAUCUAAGCGACCUCUGCUCAUAUUCCGUUUGGUGCCGCGGGAAUAUUGGUGCGAUGAGCUCAAGCGCUUUUCGGAGGAGGUGCACUUGGACAAUGUGGCCCUGACAGGCUUAAAAUUCUUUCGUUUGACCCGUGGAGUUGUCAUUUCGGUGGCUGGCACAAUUGUGACCUACGAACUGAUUUUGCUGCAGUUUAACGGUGAGGAGAAGGUGCCCGCCUGCUAUGAGGGCUGAACUCUUUUAGGGGAGUGUUGGCACAAUAGAGGGUUUAGGGUUAAGCCCGCAAAAUAUGUGCUUUC